AUGGAGGACUUGAAAUCUGCCGAUUCAAGUUCAUUUUCAUCUAAACGAGGGAAAUCAUGGUGGGAAAUCACCGGACGGUGGAUGAUCAUAUUUUCAGCGACUUGGGUCAUUCUAAGGUCUUGGGUGAACUUCAUUCCUGCGACAAAAAUCCAGCACCAUCCAGAUCAUGUGUUAUCCAUAGCCCCUUUUAGUUGGGACCAGAUCCAACCUUCAGAGUCAUUGGAAUAUCAUGACUGUCAAGGCGAUUUUCUUUGUGCCCGUCUUGAGGUUCCGAUGGACUAUGGGCGGUCAGAAAAAGAAGAAAGGAAGUUUGUUUUAGCCAUGGUGAAGAUUCCCGCCAAGGUGCCUGUCGAAGACCCCCGUUAUGGAGGCGCUAUGUUGAUAAAUCCGGGUGGUCCGGGUGGUGCCGGAACUUUACAAGCGUUGCUGUCAGGACGCAAUCUGCAAACAAUUAUCGACGCAGAAAGCGAUCCUUCCUCUGGCGAGAAGCAUUCCGAUGAUCGGUAUUUCGAUAUUAUUGGGUUUGACCCCCGCGGUGUUGGACAUACUACACCAGCCGUGACUUGUUUCCCUGAUGGAUCAUCACAGCGAAACUGGGAAUUGGCAGUUGAGGCCGAGGGAAUGAUCGGAAGCAGCGAGGAUGCGUUGCAAAAAAGUUGGCAGCGUACCCAGGCACUAAACCAAGGUUGCUCUGUGUACGAAAUGCUUGGUUCUGAUCAGAAUGACUCAAUGAUGGCAUACAUCAACACUCCACUCGUGGCACGAGACAUGCUUACCAUUAUUGAGCGCCAUGGGGAGUGGCGUGAAAAGGAGGGCCUCAGGGCUCAAAAUGCACAUGACACCUGCCACGGUUACGACAGCACACGCGCGAUCAUUCAACGUACAAAAUGGAAUCGGGAUGAAGAAUCUCUAUUGUACUGGGGCAGGUCCUACGGCACGGUCCUAGGCACAACCUUUGCUGCCCUCUUCCCCGAUCGAGUAUCCCGGGCCGUUCUCGAUGGUGUCGUAAAUAUGGACAAAUAUUACGAAGACAGAGGACCAAGCGUCAUUGCUGACGCUGAUGCUAUAUUCGAUCGUUUCGGUCUUUAUUGUGAUGCCGCAGGUCCUCAGAGCUGCCCAUUCUAUGCCGAGGGAGGUUCAGACGCCAUUCAAGCUGCGUACUGGUCACUUGAGAACCAAAUACUCAACACCUCUAUUCCUGUCAUGGCCUCCUCCACUCGUGGGCCAGAAGUCAUCACCUGGACAGACAUGAAAGCUCUUCUUCGUAUAGCCGUUUACCAACCCCUGCUUGCAUUCCCGGUGUUGGCGGAGAAGAUAGGUGCGCUUGUCGGUGGGGAUCCUGUCCCCAUGGCGGAUUUCAAGCGUCGCCGGAACUUCAAUUCCUGUCCCUCGAACGAAUGUAGUAUCAUGGGACCGUGGUCUCCGCAGUGUACACGAGAAGAAGAUAACUCGCUUUAUGCCAUGGCAGCUAUUCUUUGCACAGAUGCGGAAUUUCUGGCUGAUAACACCUUGGAAAGCUUUACCGAGAUGUGGAAGGGCUUCAGAGCUGAUAGUCAGACAUUGGGAGAUUAUUGGGCUCAGAUGGAGCUUGCUUGCGUUGGAUGGAAAACAAAGGCCAAGUAUAAAUUCACAGGACCAUGGAGUGGUAUCAACACAUCAAAUCCGAUGUUGUUCGUAUCGAAUACUCUAGAUCCAGUUACACCAUUAUAUAAUGCUCAGCAUAUGUCUGAAAGAUUUCCAGGAUCCGUCUUGCUUCAACAGGACUCAGAGGGGCACACCACACUUGCUGCACCAUCCGUGUGUGUAGCAAGCCUCAUCCGUAUUUACUUUCAAACAGGCAAUCUUCCUGAUAUUGGCACUAUCUGUCAAGCUGACCUGAAGCCGUUGGUGGGGCAUAUCGAUCGGGUACCGAUAAAGGCUCAAAGCAUGACUGCUGCCGAUCGCAAGCUAUUUGACGUUUUGAUGGCAGAGGUUAAAAGAGGAUAUCUUCCUCUUCAUUGA
Penicillium verhagenii is the source of this 2001-nucleotide messenger RNA. Its product is annotated as alpha/beta hydrolase. The record is from RefSeq and is a predicted model, not a curated record. Lineage: Eukaryota; Fungi; Ascomycota; Eurotiomycetes; Eurotiales; Aspergillaceae. The transcript has 5 exons. The coding region runs from base 1 to 2001 and encodes 666 amino acids.